Messenger RNA from Papaver somniferum (opium poppy), 915 nucleotides. Its product is annotated as protein NYNRIN-like. Bases 1 to 915 code for a protein of 304 amino acids. Lineage: Eukaryota; Viridiplantae; Streptophyta; Magnoliopsida; Ranunculales; Papaveraceae. Gene Ontology annotation, biological process: DNA integration. Gene Ontology annotation, molecular function: nucleic acid binding. The transcript has a single exon. The record is from RefSeq and is a predicted model, not a curated record.
AUGCGGAAGUUGUUUCUACAGCUCUAUGAAGGCGGGUUUUAUUGGCCCACUAUGGAAAGCGAUACCGCAGAACAUGUGAGAAGAUUCCUCAACUACCAAAUACACAAAGACCUAAUCAGAACCCCCACCACCCUGCUUCAUAGCGUGGUAACACCAUGGCCGUUCCACAGUUUGGAUUUAGACAUUAUAGGGCAGAUCAACCCGAUGUCCUCGAAGCGCCACAAGUACAUAAUAACCGCCACCGAGUACACUACGAAAUGGGUCGAAUCGAUACCUCUCAAAGACUAUGCCGGGGCAACUAUUGCAAGAUUUAUCAGAGAAUACAUUAUUUGCAGAUUUGGCGCGCCCAUGAUUAUCAGGGCGGAUAAUGCAAAGUCGUUUGUAAACAAGGAUGUAAUAGAUUUGCUACGCCAAUAUAAUGUGAGUCUUCAUACGUCAACCCCUUACUAUCCUCAAGGAAACGGGCAAGCCGAGGUGAGAAAUAAGACGUUCAUCCGGAUAUUGAGCAGGAUAGUGGAAGGCCACCACAGAGAGUGGCACAAACAGUUCCCGCUCGCGGUAUGGGCAUAUACAAUCUCGAAAUGGAGUUCCACGGGGGCGUCGCCAUAUUCUCUGGUCUAUGGGGAGGACGCAAUUUUACUGGCGGAUAUUGCAAUUCCAUCUUCGUGGGUAGCAAUGGCUAGCCAUACGACACCAGAUGAAGUAAGCCGCUUUGCCCAUUUAGAUACAAUAGAGGAGAGGAGAGCCCGGGCGGAACGAUUUGCUGAGGCGUACAGGAAGCGCACAACGAAAUAUUAUAAUCAGAACGUAAAGGAAAGGAGAUUCGAGGUAUACGAUUUGGUCCUUAAGAUUGCUCCUCACAUGCAAAUAAAUUCUAGUGCAGGGAAAUUCGCUGGGAAGGACCCUUCAGAGUAA